AUGGGGAUAUUGUUGCCAAGGAAAGAGAAGAAGUCUAGACUUUCAAAGAAGAAUGAAGCGAGUACUUCUGAAAAGCCUGUUACUGAAACCAAGUCAAAGAAGUCUACAAAGAAGUAUCCUAGUGAAGUUCAAGUGCUAGUGUCUAAGCAUAAAGGAAAGUCUCAGACUCCUAAUGUGGUACGAAAGCCUCAUGUUACUCAUCAGGGUGUCAUUAUUCGUGAAAUACCGGCUCCUAUUUCUCCAUCGUCUAAGAAACGAAGGGCUGAAGAUAUGGCUAAACAUAUUUCUCAAAAGAAGAAGCAGACACGAAAGCUUGUUAUGACAACAGAAUCCACAGAAAAUGAAGAUGAAUGA
Lactuca saligna is the source of this 354-nucleotide messenger RNA. The record is from the annotation of a GenBank genome assembly. NCBI's taxonomy places the organism in Eukaryota, Viridiplantae, Streptophyta, Magnoliopsida, Asterales, Asteraceae.